CUUCUCCCUCCUCUCUUGCCCUCUCUUCUCUUUUCUCAAUUCUCUCUAUUGAAACUCUUUUCUCUCUCUCUCAGUGGCUUGAAAAUGGCUUCUGCACAGGGCUACCCGCUGCUUUGCUUGGAGAAUCCAAUUUUGGAUAUCCAGGCUGUAGGUGACAAGGCACUCUUAGACAAGUAUGGCCUUAAGGACAACGAUGCCAUUCUCGCAGAGGAGAAGCAUAUGGGACUCUACGAUGAGCUACUCGGCCGCAAUGCCAAAAUAAUUGCGGGUGGAGCGGCUCAGAAUACUGCCCGUGGUGCUCAGUACAUGCUUCCCGAUAACUCCGUCGUUUACAUCGGUUGUGUUGGACACGACAAAAACGCCGAGACUCUCAAGGAAGCCUGUGAGAAGGCUGGUGUUCACACCGAAUACCGUGUCGAUGAUGUUCAGCCUACCGGAAAAUGUGGUGUCGUCAUUACGGGACACAAUCGCAGUAUGUGCACACAUCUUGCUGCGGCUAACGAGUAUAAGAUCGAGCAUCUGAAGCAGCCACAUGUCUGGUCUUUGGUUGAGAAGGCCCAGGUCUACUAUGUCGGUGGAUAUCAUCUCACUGUUUGCGUUCCUGCCAUCUUGGCCCUGGCCGAGGAGGCUGCUGCGAAGAACAAGAUCUUUAUGCUCUCGCUCUCUGCCCCCUUUAUUCCUCAGUUCUUCAAGGAUCAACUCGAUAGCGUGACUCCUUACACAGAUUAUAUCUUUUGCAAUGAGACUGAGGCUCGGGCAUUUUCUGAUAGCCAUGGCUGGGACACGCAUGAUAUUCAUGAAAUCGCGAAGAAAUUGAGCCAACUGCCAAAGAAGAAUUCUUCCCGCCCUAGAGUGGCCAUCAUCACUCAGGGCACCUUGCCCACUGUCAUCGCUGUCGGCAAAGCCAGCGGUGAGGUUGAUGUCACGGCAUUCCCUGUGCGGGAGAUCCCCAAGAGCGACAUUGUCGACACUAAUGGUGCUGGGGAUGCAUUUGCUGGUGGUUUCGCUGCUGGAAUUGUUCAGAACAAGUCUGUCCAUGAGUCUGUGGAUAUGGGUAGCUGGCUGGCAAGCCUUAGCAUUCAAGAGUUAGGUCCUUCUUUCCCAUUCCCCAAGAAGACCUAUGUCCCGUCAAGGCAGUAUUAAACAACGCCUUCAGACCUCGAAAACGGGCGAGCAGGCUUAGCUUAGCCCCAAUAACUAUUGCGGCCACACCUCGAUUUUCUUCAACCCUAUAUCGCACCCAUGACUUAACGUCAUUCGGACAUGGACGAAUCUUCUGCAUUUCAGUUUUCGGGAACAACAUGCUACCUAUUAUGAUAGAGGGGAAAAGGGGGCAGAAAAGGGCGUUCUCAACAACGAAUUUUGUUUUAUUAUUUUCAAUGAACUUUGAUUCAUGAUUUGGCUUGCAGGGUCUUGGUUUAUAUACCAUUACUGUACUUUCAACAUUUAUGAUGUCUUCAACGGCAUAUGUGAGGUUUUUCUUUCAACAUUGGUUGGGAAUGCAGAAAUGAUGAAUGUUUGAUUUCAAAAUAGAAUAAACAAACUGUCAGGCGAAAAGACUUCAGUCUUCCUUUCUUUUCAGACGUACGCAGUAUUAAC
Molecule: messenger RNA, 1599 nt
Organism: Monascus purpureus
Lineage: Eukaryota; Fungi; Ascomycota; Eurotiomycetes; Eurotiales; Aspergillaceae
Source: the annotation of a GenBank genome assembly